Molecule: messenger RNA, 1836 nt
Organism: Trichoplax adhaerens
Lineage: Eukaryota; Metazoa; Placozoa; Uniplacotomia; Trichoplacea; Trichoplacidae
Exons: 16
Coding region: 1-1836 (611 amino acids)
Biological process (GO): protein deubiquitination
Molecular function (GO): cysteine-type deubiquitinase activity
Source: RefSeq, a predicted model, not a curated record
AUGAACAACGUCAUCGUUGAAGCCAACGUGAACGCUAAAUGGAGUGGCUUUAAAGAACUAGGAUCGGCGUGGAAGAAUUAUCAUUUACAAAUUAUCAAAUUAGCGGGAAAAUUAUGUUGUCAAUUGAAAGCCAUCCAUGACGUGGAAAAAAAAUUUGUGUUGUCAGGCAACAUCAAAUCGGUGACCCACUCGGCAUCUGGUUGUAUUAUUUCUUUACAAGAUCAAAAUCAAAUUGUCUUACGAUGCCAUUCCAAAAGUGGUCAUAAUGAGUUGGAUAAGAUUGUACACACAUUACGAGAUAUACAAGAAGGGAAAUUAAAAGCAUGUGGCCUAAUGUCCGCUCGUGAAAGGUCAAAUUGUUCAGAUCUUAUGAAUGUUGCCAAUUCGCCCAAGAUGCACAACAAAGCUUUAGAGUCAUUCAAUGAUCAGUCUUUAAUAACUACUACUGUAUCUAAACGCAACUGGGAUCGUUCAGACAGCAGCAAGAUCAAUCAUGCUCGUCAUUAUUUGGUAUCGUCUGCAGCGGCUAGUGAUAGGUCUUCAGUGAAUGCUGUUCCUGCUCAAGAAAAAAAUGGAGCUACCCCACCUUCUCUCAAAUUAAAGACCAAGACGAAUCGGAAAGCUUUGCACUCUAUCGACCAGAAUAUCCGUCGUAAUGUAUCACCGCUGGCAAGUCAAGUUGGUUUGCGCCAUAGUAAUCAAGGUAGUUUAAGUACUGGUUGUCUGAAUAAAUUCCUAACCAGCAAAAGGAAAAUAUUAUCAGAUGCACGAAAUCAGACUGAAUCAUCAACACCGAAAAAGUUUUGUAACUAUCAAACUAGUUCGUACUCAGAUUCGAAAAUUGUUCGAAAGAAUUUAAACAUGGUCUGGGAUAAUUCUGAUGCAGACAACAAAAAGUUAAAGGAAAUAAAAGGGUUUGCGAAUGUAGGGAGAACUUGCUACAUGAAUGCAGUAUUACAAGCUCUUCUCGCUUUACAUCCGUUUUUAUGUGAUCUUGAGAAUAAGUUCCUUCAAGAUGGUGCUACUGAUGACUUUGUAAUUAGGAUUUUAAAUACCUUAGCUUCUGAUAGAAAGGCAUCGAAAUAUGUUGACCAAUCAACAACUUUGACACAGCUGAAAGAGACCAUUGGUAACUUUAAUCAGUAUUUAAAGGAAUACGUGCAACAGGAUGCUCAUGAAUUUCUAAGCACCUGUUUGGAUAAAAUCAAGGAAGAAACCAAAGAAGUAGCAUUGCUUAGCGUAAAAGCUGAUCAAGCGGAUAACGUUUCCGAACUUUGUCCAGUUACUCUUAAUUUUGAAAGUUUAUUUAUCCGUCGAACAACUUGCAAUUUAUGUCAAGGCGGUUCUAAAUAUAAUGAGCCACAUCUUAUUAUUAAUCUUCAGCUACCGGUAUUGGAUUCGCUAACUUCAACUACUCCAAAUGAAAUUUCUUUACAAGAUUUGGUUAAGAGCGCGUUUGAGACGUGCACUUUUCAAGUGAUCUUUAUCAAUUUUACACCAACAGAACCAUUUUGUGAUGAAAAUCCGAACAUCUUUACUGUACAGAAAGCUUCUUCCGAAUUGGCUGUUAUGAGGAAGAGCAUGGUGGCUAUGGAUAACCAGCCAUCCGUUCGAAGACAACUUAAUUUGGAGAACGAGUUACCUCCUGACACAACGGCUACUUUGAAUGAUUAUGGAUUAGGUCACUAUAUUUGCGACGUCUUUGAUCACUAUAAUUCAAAGUGGAUUUCUUGCGAUGACUCGAUUCAGGAUGAGACUACUGAGAGUGCUGUUAUCAAUGAGAGGAGAAGAAUAGGCUGUAUCUUUUUCUAUACGGCUUGGCUUGAUGACUUGUAG